AUGCUGUGUCAGGCACUUCAAAGAUUUGCUCAAAAGUUGGUAUGCAGACAUAAGCUGGAGCCACUGGUACCUGAGACUGCCCCUGCCAGAAGUCUGAACACUCUGGAUUUUGUGGACCUGAGUAUGGGCUACACAGUGGGUGUAGGUGUGUAUGUCCUGGCUGGUGAGGUGGUUAGAAAUAAGGCAGGACCAUCCAUUGUGAUCUGCUUUCUGCUGGCCGGCCUAACUUCAGUGUUGGCUGGUCUGUGCUAUGCAGAGUUGAGUGCCCGGGUUCCAUGUUACAGCUUUUCAUAUCUCUAUAACUUUGUCACUGUGAGUGAACUCUGGGCUUUCAUCACUGACUGGAACCUCAUCCUUGUCAAUGUUGUUAGUACAGCCAUUGUGACCUGGACCUGGACCUUAGCUUUUGACAACCCUUUUGGGAACAACAUCUUUCAGACCCUACGUGAGAGGAUCUCACCUCAUGUUCCCUAUUGUUUUGUGCAAAUGCCAGGCUUCUUUGUUGUGGGCCUUGUGUUGUUGCUCAUGUAAUUGCUGACUAAGAAUAUUACAUUGCUUUUCCUGGUUACCAACAUGGUCCCAUUAGUGGUCACAUUGGUGACACUUUUUGUUCUCAGUUUUGUCAUCAUCACUGGCUUCAUUAAGGGGGACUUGCACAACUGGAAGCUCACAGAAGAGGACUACAUAAAGGCUGGACUCAAUGACAGCUCUAUCUUGGGCCCUCAGGGUUCCAUCUGUAGGAGCAUUGUGAUUUCACUGUUCAUCUUGUUUUUGUUGUACUUUGGUGUCUCUGCGUCACUUACACUUAGGAUGCCUUACUACCAGCUUCAACCUGGGAGCACCUUGCCUGAGGCAUCUCUCCAUAUUGGCCGGGCCCCUGCCUACUAUGUUGUGGCUUUUGGAUUUUUCUGUAAUGUUUCAGCCAACAUCUUUGACUUGAAGUUCCCUAUAUAUCAGUUGACAUACAUGAUGGCAAAGGGUGGCCUUCUGUUCCCUGUCCUUACCAGAAUCCAUACCAACACAUCCAUCUGCAUCAUGGCCAUGUUGAUAUUAGUCAUUAUUACAGCAAUCAUGAUAUUCUUCUUUGGACUCACUGAUCUCUUGGACCUCAUAUCAAUUGGGGCCCUGCUAAUUUAUUCUCUGCUGGCUUUUUGUGUUCUCAUCCUCAGGUAUCAGCCUGAGGUGAAGAAAGGGGGAAAUGAAGCAGAGGUGCAGGAGGAGAAUGGACCUGCAACAGAGAGGCUGACUCUACAGGGACUACUUUUUCCAGGCAGCUCCUCACCCACUCCACUCUCUGGCCAGGUUGUCUACGUUUGCUCCUCACUGCUUGUUCUGCUGCUCACUCUUCUUUGCCUGGUGCUGGCCCAGUGGCCAGUUCUGCUUUCUGGAGACCCAGUGUGGAUUUCAGUGGUUGUGGUGCUCCUGGUGCUCAUCACUGGGCUCACUGGGGUCAUCUGGAGACAGCCUCAGAGCUUCAGUUCCCUUCACCUUAGGGUCCCUGCUCUGCCUCUCCUCCCACUACUGAGUGUCUUUGUGAAUGUUUGCCUUAUGAUGCAGAUGAUAGGUGGCACCUAGGCCCAAUUUGGUGUCUGGAUGCUGAUUGGAUUUGCUAUCUACUUCAGCUAUGGGAUCCAACACAGCCGGGUCACUAACACCACUUAAGUUAGGACCAAAACUGUAGACCUUGAACUCAGCAGUGCAUGUACACAUCAUCACAUCUGAAUGCAGUCUGGUCCCCCUGCACAAUAUUGGAGAGUACUCUUGAGUACAUUGAAAGCUAGGCCUCCUGUGGGAUGUUUUUUGGGAGAACACUAAUAGAGCUCUGUAUGUACUGUGGAGGAGUGAAUGAUGUGUCUUCUCUCUCUCUCUCUCUCUCUUCUUUUACUUGUCUACUUUUU
Herpailurus yagouaroundi (jaguarundi) is the source of this 1898-nucleotide messenger RNA. RefSeq names its product cationic amino acid transporter 3-like. Gene Ontology annotation, cellular component: plasma membrane. Gene Ontology annotation, biological process: amino acid transport. The record is from RefSeq and is a predicted model, not a curated record. NCBI's taxonomy places the organism in Eukaryota, Metazoa, Chordata, Mammalia, Carnivora, Felidae. Gene Ontology annotation, molecular function: amino acid transmembrane transporter activity.